AUGUCUCUCAGCGGAGCCUCGGAGCGCAACGUCCCGGCCACCAAGAUUGAAAUUACUGUGUCGUGCCGAAAUCUGCUAGACCUGGACACCUUCUCCAAGUCGGACCCCAUGGUGGUGCUUCACACGCAGAGCCGGGCCAGCCAGGAGUGGCGGGAGUUCGGACGAACGGAGGUGAUUGACAACACUCUGAACCCAGACUUCGUGCGCAAAUUCGUCCUCGACUAUUUCUUUGAAGAAAAGCAGAAUCUCCGCUUCGAUGUGUACAACGUUGACUCCAAAGCCAACAUCUCCAAACCGAAGGAUUUCUUGGGACAAGCGUUUCUGGCCCUCGGAGAAGUGAUUGGAGGCCAGGGCAGUCGAGUGGAACGACCUCUUACGGGUGUGCCGGGCAAGAAGUGUGGAACCAUACUGCUGACUGCUGAAGAGCUCAGCAACUGUCGGGACAUUGCAACCAUGCAACUGUGUGCAAACAAGCUGGACAAAAAGGACUUCUUUGGGAAGUCAGACCCUUUCCUUGUGUUCUACAGAAGCAACGAGGAUGGCACGUUCACCAUCUGCCACAAGACAGAGGUUGUGAAAAAUACACUGAACCCAGUAUGGCAGCCCUUCAGCAUCCCUGUGCGGGCACUCUGCAAUGGAGACUAUGACAGGACAGUGAAGAUUGACGUAUAUGACUGGGACCGAGAUGGAAGCCAUGAUUUCAUCGGCGAGUUCACAACCAGCUACCGGGAGUUGAGCAAAGCCCAGAAUCAGUUCACAGUGUAUGAGGUACUUAACCCUCGGAAGAAAUGCAAGAAGAAGAAAUAUACCAACUCGGGGACCGUGACACUCCUUUCCUUCUCUGUGGACUCAGAAUUCACUUUUGUGGAUUAUAUCAAAGGAGGGACACAGUUGAACUUCACAGUAGCUAUUGACUUCACUGCUUCCAAUGGGAACCCCCUGCAGCCCACCUCACUACACUACAUGAGUCCCUACCAGCUCAGCGCCUAUGCCAUGGCCCUCAAGGCAGUGGGAGAGAUCAUUCAGGACUACGACAGUGACAAGCUCUUCCCAGCCUAUGGCUUUGGAGCCAAGCUGCCCCCAGAGGGGCGGAUCUCUCACCAGUUCCCCCUGAACAACAAUGAUGAGGACCCCAACUGCGCAGGUAUUGAGGGCGUGCUGGAGAGUUACUUCCAGAGUCUGCGCACAGUGCAGCUCUAUGGGCCCACCUACUUCGCUCCUGUCAUCAACCAGGUGGCCAGGGCUGCAGCCAAGAUUUCAGAUGGCUCCCAGUACUACGUUCUGCUCAUUAUCACUGAUGGCGUCAUCUCCGAUAUGACACAGACCAAAGAGGCCAUUGUCAGUGCCUCCUCACUGCCCAUGUCUAUCAUUAUUGUCGGCGUUGGACCUGCUAUGUUUGAGGCAAUGGAAGAACUGGACGGUGAUGAUGUACGUGUGUCCUCCAGGGGACGCUAUGCAGAGCGGGACAUCGUUCAGUUUGUUCCCUUCCGAGAUUAUGUGGACCGAUCGGGGAACCAGGUGCUGAGCAUGGCACGACUGGCCAAGGAUGUGCUGGCUGAGAUUCCUGAGCAGCUGCUGUCCUACAUGCGCACCAGAGAUAUCCAGCCACGGCCUCCACCCCCGGCCAACCCCAGCACAGCCUCAGCCCCAGAGCAGCCCUGA
Messenger RNA from Arvicola amphibius (Eurasian water vole), 1662 nucleotides. RefSeq names its product copine family member 9 (gene Cpne9). The record is from RefSeq and is a predicted model, not a curated record. Gene Ontology annotation, biological process: cellular response to calcium ion. The coding region runs from base 1 to 1662 and encodes 553 amino acids. Gene Ontology annotation, molecular function: calcium-dependent phospholipid binding. The transcript is spliced from 21 exons. Lineage: Eukaryota; Metazoa; Chordata; Mammalia; Rodentia; Cricetidae. Gene Ontology annotation, cellular component: plasma membrane.